CUUAGGCACGUUGCCGAAUAGAUUCGAAGGAUCACCAUCAGAAGGGAAAGCUUAGGCUCUGCGUUGUUUUUGCCAAGAAGGCGGAUCCAAGAAUUGGAAAGCCUCUUCGAGCAGACCAAGACGAAGGAGGAGAGGAGACAGCAGGAUGGUGCUGUUGGUGGAGGGCUCCACAGAAGUGGGUAUCGAUGAGCUGGAUAUGCCAAAGGCUGACGCUGCAUGGGAAAAACAGUGUUAAGAACAUGAAAAGUAUUAGAUACUAGUACUAUAAUAGUAUUUUUGAACAGUAGACAUCCCUGCGCUAUCCUGAUGUGAUACUAGUUGUACUAUAGUAUUUUUGAAUAGUAGAGGGCAUCCCUGCACUGGCCUGUGAUAUUACUAGUUGUACAACUAUAGUAUUUUUGAACAGUAAAGAUUAGUUACUGCUUAGUAUAAUUUUUGAAGGAACAGAAGGCACAUGUACAGAUUUUAGUGAGCAAUCUGGCAUCGUUCUCUUUACUGAUAGUCAGGCACAUCAGUCAAUCAAUCAAUCAAUCAAUCAAUCAAAUUGGCUAAUCGAAAACUGGAAAUAACCGAGGUACUCACUGAAAUAAGGCGGGAGUUAGCUGUAGAGGGCUACUCUUCUUUGUUCAGUAUCUCGGUUAUUCUGAUCGGCUCCUCGCUUAUUUCAGUUUAUCGAAUACUAUUAUAGACUGCAUAAUGUGCAGUAUUACAGUUUAUCUAUUAUAUAGACUGCAUAAUGUGCAGUAUUACUUUUCUAAAGAGGCAAGGAGACGCUGAAAAAGCAGGGUAGUGUGGACAAGCAAAUGUCGCUGCGCGAGUUAAGCGGACUACUGCCUAAACCAUAUUCCCCAUAGGGAGUUCUAUUCCCCAUAGGGAGGAGAUCAUCCCCCACAGUACACGACAGAGGAUUCCUUCUAUAUUUAUUUUUUAAUUUUUUUUCCUAGGAAGAUCAUUCUGGAGAGCAUUCUGGACGCUUCCUGGUAGAGGUGGCCAAUUAUGCCAGUCGCCUUGCCUGUGUCAUUGGUUUGCAUGUUGUGACCCUUCGACUUUUCACAAAGCAGCUGAUACUCUGGUCAGCACUAAAUUUCUUACACUACUCCCCGUGUCGACGCCAAUAUGAAAACUAGGAACAUGUUUUGGAAGUCGAAGUGAGUAGUGCACUAUAUUCUGAAAAGAGAGUUCUCUCUCCAGAGUUGCUUCUAAGAGAGUCCUCUCUCCAGAGUUGCUUCUAAGAGAGUCCUCACUCGGCGAAUUAAUCAGAGAGCAACAAAAGAGAAUUGUGGACAACGGCGGAACGGCGCCGAGUAAUUAUUUAUGGCUUCGUCCCCAAAUUCAUCUUCAGAGAAGUGAAGGUCAGCAUUUAUUCAUCUUUCUCAGCAUCUCGAUACCCUUUUCUUCCCUUGUAUUCCUAUCAUGGUCAAAGAUGGAUUUGCAGAUGAAUUUCGGCUCUUGUAAGGUCUAACUUAUCAAAGGCGGACGAAAACCUCGCAAGAAGCAUUAAAUGUUACGACGAAACCCUCGGAAGAUCUUUUAGUUGUACAUUCAGUCUAGAUUCGUCUUGAUGCUCCUCUUGUUGCAGAUUGUAGAACUAUUGUCUGGAAAUCAAUAAGCGCCCAAAAAGAAGAAGAUGAACUAGCCUAAAGCAACUUGCUACCUUCGCAAAAAGGAUACACGACAGUUCAAAUUCUCUCGUCUGGUUCUUCCUUUAUUUGAGCAGUGGACUCUGACAGCCAAGUCUUCUAUUUAGUUCCACUCAACAGCGUCCCUCUAGAAAUUUAGACUCUAAAAAAAAGUUGAAUUGGUAAUCCACGAUCUCGAUUGCCAUAUUUUUGAGAAGUGAAAUUCUUGGUUCUGCCUUCUUCUAAUUCGUACGUCUUGAAUGAUAGGUCGCUCGACGACUGGGAAUGGCUCACAUGCAGGAAGAUGGAUGAGAAGAAGGCGCGAGGAAAUUUGAAAAAAACUACAGGAGCUGAAGCCAAAGCUACAACAGCCGAAGGAGGAGG
Molecule: messenger RNA, 2003 nt
Organism: Amoebophrya sp. A25
Lineage: Eukaryota; Dinophyceae; Syndiniales; Amoebophryaceae
Source: the annotation of a GenBank genome assembly